GCAUUUUUGGACUAAUUUCUGUAUCACAUUUCCCAUCAUCAGUUAUCCAUGAUUCCAAAUAAUAAAACUUUACAACUUGUUCUAUUCUUUUACCAGUAUGUGAUACUCACACAUCCACCAUCUUGUCUAGAUAUUACCAUAACCUCUUUUCAGUGAUCUUUAUUCUAUAUUUCUGUGAUACCCCAUUUACUCAUGCCUUGAUCACCUGCAAACCUUACAUCUUUUUAAUAAUUCUUCUCCAACAUUCCCUCCCUCAUUGAUGUCAUGUAAUCCAUCCUCCUCUUUGUAUAGAUUGAAAUAAUAGAGGGGACAGUAAACUGCCUUGUCAAACUCCUCUAUCUAUUGUGCACGGAUCAGUUUGACUAUAUUGAUAAGAUCACUCAAUUUCAAUCCGUAUUCCAGGUUGUGUGCACUUGAAGACGCCUCCAAGCAAUGACCUGUACCUUAUUCAACACCUGAGAGAAAGCAGAGACGUGUGGGGUUGGGCACGAGAGAAGGACACCAAAGCCACCAUUCGACUCAACAUCAAACGGAAUCAUAUGGUGUCGAAGGAUUAUCUUCAGUUCGAUGUCAAAGUGAAAGAAACCUGGAUACCGUAUCGUGUGUCUGUAUCUGGAGAAAGAGUUGAACUGCGAGAUAUGACGUCUGACGAGCACAUUGCGCAAGGGUCGAAAAAUAUUGAUGGAGACGACGUGUCCUUCUUCUUUGAAUCUGAAAACGAAAUGUACUGGAGCUUUGGCUGUGGUGCCGCGGAUGAAUCUUUAUUGUGGUUGAGUGCUCUCUUCUCCGGAAUUUUGGUCGCUUGCGUCAUAAUGGUUAUCGUUAUUUCUCUUUUAAUUUACCGUCGGGUUUCAUCUUCGUCCCCGACUCAUCCCAACAUGGAAAGUGCAGAUUUUGAGUCCGUUUUCAUUGCUUCGUCACAGUAUCCCCAAGAUGAUGGCGAGAGCGGAGCAGGCAGAAAUAUCUUUUCACAUGCAACAACACCAAUGGCGCCUGAUCAGGAUGCCCGAAGCAAAGCUGUGCGCCAGGGAGGCUCGAGCGAAGGACUACAGACCGCACACGAACCCCAAUGUAGAACCAAAUGUCCCACACCAAUAAACCAACCGGCUGGUCCAAUCGGUACACAGUCCCAUGUGGAGGGCCGUGAAACAAGCGGAAAUAAUACGAGUUCAUCUUGGAAGAGUCAAGAAGAAGGAAGCGUGGAAAUGAAUGGAGACGAAAACGAAGCCAGCAAAACAGAACAGUCAAGAAUUCCCAGACGUCGGAACGGAGAUCAGAACAGACGGAGCAAGAGGCGAACAGCAGAGCAAGGGCCAAGGACGCCAUCCCAUGAUGAAAAACACAAGCUCCCGGACGGUGAGGACGCGGGCACUAAUGCUGCACCGCAAGGCCCGCAACAGGCACUUCAGAGUGCCAGACAGAAGAAAAUUGAUCGGAUUCCUGUGGAAAUAAUAAGAGAACUGUCCGCAAACAAAUCAGUUUUCCUGAAAGAGACAUCAUCGCCCGCUAUCAGGAAUACGCCCGAGAAAGAUUCACAGGGGACGAAGCAUGGGAAAAGAGACAAAAAGGAAGAUGAUAUUUCCCCUCACAGAGGUAAAGCUGAAACGAAGGCUUUAAAACCCAGUUGUAGCGGACAUGCACUGGCGAUACAAGGAAAUCCUCUGUUCAGGGAGUAUGGCAGUGGCUUAAUUAUACACGGAACGGGAAACCCAGUUGUAGGGCGCGCCAACAUGGGGAUACAAGGAUCACUCCCCAAAGGCAUCUUUCAGCAACAGGGAGCCACCAUAGCAGUAGCAAGAGGACGGCCAGGAUACGUCCACCAGCACCCCGUGUACAUCGGCUACGACACUCCCACAGGCCUCAGACCCGUCACCACACUCCCGGGAAACUACAGGAAACACAACCGGACCCACCAGCCCGCCACAGACCUCGAGAUCCGCCGAGUCAUGAGCCACCAUAGGAUCAGCGAGGCCGCCCACAUCGCCCACGUUACGCCUACGCUCACGCCCAUGUCCCUGGCGAUUCCCCACGCGGCAUUGAAGACUUCCCCAAGGCUUCUUCCGUGUUAUUCCCCCAUCGUGUUGAGUCCAGCUAGGAUGAGACCGAGGAACAGACUGUCCACCACCCCUUCGCCGAGGCCUCGCGGGGGGAGCCGGGCGGAGGAAGGGGGCGGGGCGGAUGAAAAGGGCGGGGCUGAAAUCCUGUAUGAUCAACUGGCGUCUGACAGUGAGUAG
Molecule: messenger RNA, 2234 nt
Organism: Penaeus chinensis
Lineage: Eukaryota; Metazoa; Arthropoda; Malacostraca; Decapoda; Penaeidae
Exons: 2
Coding region: 540-2234 (564 amino acids)
Source: RefSeq, a predicted model, not a curated record